AUGGUCCCGCUAGUGUGUGUUUUCUCCUCGCUGGGCAAGCUGAGAAAGAUACCUGCAGAUGGCCAUCAGAUCCUUGGAACGACCGGGCCUACCAUCACUAACACUGCCGAGGAUAGAAACAUGUGCUCCGAUCAGACCGAGAUACACGAGUGGCGAGCAUUGAUCGAGAAAGCUUUGAGUUUCUUCGAGAGAAUGGAUCGCUGGUCCGUGGCAGCNAAAAAGUCGCGCGACGUCGUAUCGCGGCUAUAUGGAGCCAGCAAGCUUCUCGCCAGCGGAGAUUUGGAGCACACCCUUUCUGUCCAGGCCCAGUCAGACAGAGUAAACAAUCCACCUCUCAAUCUGGCUACAGUCGUGGAUAGCCAAACUGCUCAGGAAUAUGUCUUUGAGAACACUCAACUACCCUACUCGGCUUCGGACAUGAUGACCGAGGACAUCUGGGGCUUGUCACCGAAUGGCGCUGCAGCGAUGAACAACUUCUGGUUCGAUGAUAUGAUGUGGGAGGACAUGUUUGAGAACACUGGCAAUGGGCUCUCUUACAGCGAGUUAGACUGGUUGGCAAGCUUGGACACACAGACUGGCAACGAUCAGACCUGGCAAGAUCAAUAA
Molecule: messenger RNA, 606 nt
Organism: Aureobasidium musti
Lineage: Eukaryota; Fungi; Ascomycota; Dothideomycetes; Dothideales; Saccotheciaceae
Source: the annotation of a GenBank genome assembly